Molecule: messenger RNA, 939 nt
Organism: Torulaspora delbrueckii
Lineage: Eukaryota; Fungi; Ascomycota; Saccharomycetes; Saccharomycetales; Saccharomycetaceae
Gene: BUB2
Product: Bub2p
Exons: 1
Coding region: 1-939 (312 amino acids)
Biological process (GO): negative regulation of septation initiation signaling; activation of GTPase activity
Cellular component (GO): mitotic spindle pole body
Molecular function (GO): GTPase activator activity
Source: RefSeq, a predicted model, not a curated record
AUGAGCUCAAUUGAAAAAUUCAUCUCACAGCCUCCAUUCAUUCUCCAGUCUUCACUGGCUCAAUUGAGAUACCUGAUACUCAGCGAGGGUCUUCCUGCGUCUAAUGAUAAACAUCAACAAAGGGUAAGAUGCUAUGUGUGGUCAGUGCUCGCUAGGACUUCAAUGGAGAGGUCUACUCAGAUAUAUUUGUCACUCUUACAAUUAGGGUCUGCUCCUCAGCCGAUCUUUCAGAAGAUCAAGAACGACACAUUCAGAACUUUACAGACAGAUCCGAAAUUCAUCAAUGUGGUAUCGGAAGAUUCAUUGAUAAGAUGUCUAUCAUGCUUCGCCUGGCAAUGUCUGCAAAUACAACGCGAUGAGGAUGGCAAUGGCAGUGCACAUCAAGUGAGCACGUACGUGCAGGGUAUGAAUGUGCUAAUGGCUCCACUACUUUAUUCGUGCCCGUCAGAGCCAAUGGCUUUCCAAUUAUUCUCCACAUUAUGCUACUCUUUGAUACCGACAUACUUGGAUAGCAACCUCACUGGAGUGCAUAAUGGCGCCAGGUUGUUAGAUAUCUGUCUCAAGAUAAUAGAUCCAAAAUUAAGCAAGUUUCUCAGUGAUAAUCUACUAACCGCGGAAAUCUACGGUAUACCCUCAAUUCUAACGCUUUCCAGUUGCAACAAGCCAUUGGAUCAGGUUUGUAAGCUUUGGGAUUUCAUGUUUGCGUAUGGCUUCCACAUGAAUAUCUUGUUCGUUGUGGCCCUAUUAGUGACAAUACGAACCAGGAUUCUCAACUCGGAAUCCCCAAUGAACUUACUCACAAGGCAACUGCCCGACUUUGAUGCUGACGAAAUAAUAAAGCUUGGGGUUGGAUUCGUCGCGAAGAUUCCCUCCGAUUACUACAACUUACUAGUUCAGCAUCUAACUGAUCCAAAUCUUACUAUUCCCUAUGACGAAUAA